This is a messenger RNA of Thlaspi arvense, 1490 nucleotides long. Lineage: Eukaryota; Viridiplantae; Streptophyta; Magnoliopsida; Brassicales; Brassicaceae. The record is from the annotation of a GenBank genome assembly.
CCCAAUAGCAAACCCACUAAUAACUUAUAUGGUCCAUAAUAAGCCCAAAUCCACUUCUGUCCUUAUCAAAAACAGAAUCAAAAAUUGAGAUCUGAAAAGGAAAAAUCUUAUUGUAGAGAAAUUUCAAAAGUUGGAAAAAAAAAUGGGAGCUGCGAAGAGUAUCUGGGCAGUAUUGGAAGCCGGAGAUGAAGCUAGCGGCAACGACGCUUCUUCCCAUAUUCCUUACUCUUCGCUCGUCGUUGAUACAUCUUUGCCUCUCAUGAUUCCUCGCAUUAUAGAGUUAUGUAAAGACCUGUUCAAGAAUUGGAGAGAGCUUGAUGAUUCACUCUUCUCUGUCGAGAGGGUAUCAGGAGGCAUCACAAAUCUGUUGCUGAAGGUUUCUGUGAAGGAAGACACUGAUAGAGAAGUGUCUGUAACAGUUAGAUUGUAUGGGCCUAACACGGAGUACGUUAUUAACCGGGAGAGAGAGCUACAGGCUAUCAAGUAUCUCUCGGCUGCUGGAUUUGGUGCCAAGUUGCUUGGUGGAUUUGGAAAUGGCAUGGUGCAAUCAUUCAUCCACGCACGAACCUUAGACCCAUCAGACUUGAGACAACCGAAGAUUGCUGCUCAAAUUGCGAAAGAGCUUGGAAAGUUUCAUCAAGUGGGAAUACCAGGCUCCAAAGAACCUCAACUGUGGGUUGAUAUCGUGAAGUUCUUUGAAAAAGCAUCUACUCUUAGGUUUGAGGAACCUGAUAGGCAGAAGCUCUUUGACACAAUUUCAUUUGAAGAACUGCAUAAAGAAAUUAUUGAGCUAAAGGAAUUCACAGGCUUACUUAAUGCACCUGUGGUGUUUGCUCAUAAUGAUUUGCUCUCUGGAAACCUGAUGUUGAAUGAGGAAGAAGAGAGACUAUACCUGAUUGAUUUCGAGUAUGGAUCAUACAACUAUAGAGGCUUUGACAUCGGAAACCACUUCAAUGAAUAUGCAGGAUACGACUGUGAUUACAGCGUCUACCCAAGUAAAGAAGAACAAUAUCAUUUCAUCAAACAUUACCUACAGCCUGACAAACCAGACGAGGUCAGCAUUGAUGAAGUGGAAUCAGUCUUUAUAGAGACAGAUGCGUAUAAACUAGCAUCUCAUUUGUACUGGGCAGUAUGGGCAAUCAUCCAGGCAAGGAUGUCUCCAAUAGAGUUUGAUUAUUUAGGUUACUUCUUUUUGCGUUACAAUGAAUACAAGAAGCAGAAGCCUGUUACCUUUUCACUUGUUACCUCUUACCUCUCUGCAUCCGUGUAGCCUUCAACCAAAAUGUUACUCCCUCUGUUUUUAAAAACAUGUCGUUUUACAUUUUACACACAUUGUUUGUAACUGUUCUUUUUACGUUUUAAAUAUUUUUUUUUCACUUUUCUAUCAUAUAUUAAUUAUACUCAACAUACUUUUUCCCUUUCCAAUUUUUGCCAUCAUGAAUAUUGCAUGCAUGAAAUUUUUUUGUUUUAAACUAAAAUUUUAACAUACA